Astyanax mexicanus (Mexican tetra) is the source of this 4446-nucleotide messenger RNA. RefSeq names its product phospholipase C, delta 1a (gene plcd1a). The record is from RefSeq and is a predicted model, not a curated record. Gene Ontology annotation, biological process: lipid metabolic process; phosphatidylinositol-mediated signaling. The transcript has 15 exons. Bases 134 to 2389 code for a protein of 751 amino acids. Gene Ontology annotation, molecular function: phosphatidylinositol-4,5-bisphosphate phospholipase C activity; calcium ion binding. NCBI's taxonomy places the organism in Eukaryota, Metazoa, Chordata, Actinopteri, Characiformes, Acestrorhamphidae.
UACUGAGGUGGUUAAUAGUGAGAAACUCCCGCAGACCAAGGAGAAGCUUCGAGUCACAGCAGCUCCUGUUCCCUGUCCGACUGCAGGACUAACAACACUCACAACCACCACAGAGCCGCUGUCUGUCCGCAGCAUGGAGCUGAACGGAGUCCUGGGCAAACACGGUCUGGAGGGUGAUGUGGACCUGCAGUUCUUGCUGAAUGGAGGGGAGCUGACCAAGGUGAAGUCCGACUCCUGGCAGAAGAAACGUUUCUUCAAGCUACAGGAGGACUUUGAGACCAUGUGGCAUGACUCGGAAAAGAUCUUCAGGAAAAACAACACCUUCUCCCUCGAUGACAUCGACUCUGUGCGGCAGGGCCGCGGCUCUGAGAGCCUGCAGAAGUAUACUGACGACUCCUUGGAGGAGCGCUGCUUCUCCAUCAUCUUCAAAGGCAAACGCAAGAACCUGGACCUGAUGGCCAGCUCGCCAGAGGAGGCCAAGCAGUGGGUGGUGGGGCUUGAGAAGGUCCUCACACACAUGAGCAACCUGAACAGCCAGCAGAAGAGUGAACACUGGAUCAUUAGCUGCAUGCGGAAAGCAGACAAGAAUGGUGACAACAUGAUGACCCUGAAAGAGCUGAAGCGCUUCCUGCAACAGAUCAACAUUGAAGUAGAUGACACCUACGCUGCCAUGCUAUUUCAGAAAUGUGACACAUCCAAAUCAGGCACUUUGGAGGGGGACGAGAUUAAGAAGUUCUAUGAACUGUUAACAAACCGCGAGGAGAUCAACGUGAUCUACGGAAAAUACGCUGAGACUAAAGGUCAGAUGAGUGCGAACAAUGUUCUCAGCUUCUUGAAGACGGAACAGAAGGAGUCAGUGUCUCUGGAGGAUGCAGUGAAGCUCAUUGAAAAGUAUGAGCCAGAUGAAGCAGCCAGACAGAGCAAGAACAUGACCAAAGAUGGCUUCCUGAGGUACCUAACCCAUACAGAGGGUUCCAUCAUAAACCCUGCGCACAGGCAGGUAUAUCAGGAUAUGAGUCAACCCAUCAACCAUUACUUCAUAUCCUCCUCGCACAACACCUACCUAAUGGAAGACCAGCUGAAAGGACCCAGCAGCACUGAGGCCUACAUCAGAGCACUGUUGAAGGGCUGCCGCUGUGUGGAACUGGAUAUCUGGGACGGACCUAAUGGAGAACCGGUUAUCUACCAUGGUCAUACUCUCACAUCCAAAGUGCUCUUUAGGGAUGUCAUCAAAGCCAUCAAGGAUUAUGCCUUCAAAUCAUCAGAGUAUCCUGUAAUUCUGUCUCUGGAGAAUCACUGCUGUUUGGAGCAGCAGAAACUCAUGGCGCACCAUAUGAUCUCUAUCCUGGGCAGUGCUCUUCUCGUACAACCACUGGGGAAUGAGAUGCCCACAGCUUUGCCCUCACCAGAGCAACUAAAGGGUCGGAUCCUGGUUAAAGGAAAGCGCCUGAAUAAGCUGGAUGCAGCUUUCAACAAUAACAAUACGGUGGAGGAAGACGUGGUGUCUGAGGAUGAUGAAGCUGCAGAAGCUAAAGAGACUGAUCCGAAGGCCAAGUCUACGAAAUCGAAGAUCAGGCUUGCUAAGGAGCUGUCAGACUUGGUCAUCUACUGCAAGAGCGUCCACUUCAGUGGCUUCGAGCACGCUAAAGAGAAGCAGUCCUUCUAUGAGAUGGCAUCCUUUAAGGAAAGCAAAGCAAAACAACUGGCAGAUAAUUCAGCUUCUGCAUUUGUGCGUCACAACAUGGAGAAGCUCAGCAGAAUCUACCCAGCAGGCUCCAGGACCGACUCCUCCAACUACAACCCUGUGCCAAUGUGGAAUGCUGGAUGCCAAAUUGUGGCUCUGAACUUCCAGACUUCAUGUAAAAAGAUGAAUUUGAAUCAAGGUCGGUUCCUUCCCAACGGCCAGUGUGGAUACAUCCUGAAGCCACAGUUUAUGAGGACCCCUGGUUCUCAGUUUGACCCCAACAAUCUGACUGCAGGACCCUGGCUGCAGAGGAAGAUCCUCCAUGUCAUGGUCAUCUCAGCACAGCAGCUUCCCAAACUCAACAAGGACAAACCCACGUCCAUUGUGGACCCCUAUGUGAGAGUGGAGAUCUACGGAGUUCCAGCAGACACAGCCAGUGCACAGACACCACACAUCAACAAUAAUGGUUUUAAUCCGACGUGGAAUAUGAACUUUGAGUUCACCGUGAACGUACCCGAGCUGGCCAUAGUGCGCUUCUUAGUGCAGGACUAUGACGCUGCUUCCGCCAACGACUUCAUUGGCCAGUACACUCUCCCCCUGACCAGCAUGCAGUUUGGAUACCGCCACAUCCCCCUACUCACACAGAAUGGAGAUGUCAUCUCUUCAGCUGGACUCUUUGUUCAUGUCAUGGCUAUAGAUGCCUAAAAUCUGCCUUCUGCGGCCUCUGCGCCCACAAUGCUGUGCUUCAGAACAAUCACUGCUUCCAUAAUGCCAAAACCAGACCAGACUCCUGAUUAACCAUCAGAAGAUGUAAUUAAUGCUACAUAUGCCAACAUUUUACAUGUUCAGUGGAACUGGAGAUGUGGUCCAGGAAACCAAAACGUGGUGUUUUUUUUUUUUUUUUUUAAUUUAAGCUCGUCCGAUUAAAUCUUUUGUAAUCUUAGGUUUGGGGGAGCUAAGCAUUGCCCGCAUUUCAGUAUAUCAAAGCAACUGAAGUUAAACAUCUGAUCUUUUUACAUUUGAACAUAAUUUAAAUUAAGGAUUCUUGUCUUGAGAAUUGUAUAUAUUAAGGUGCAAUAGUUUCAAGUUAAUAGACUCUAAAAUAUUUCAGCAUACUGAAUCAAAAUGUCAUUUGGCUUGUAUUAUAUCUAGAUCAUUUUUGGAUGAAACUGAGAAUGUAAAGGUGUACAGAAACCUCAAAUGGACCAAACCUGUUCAGUGCGUGCCUGAGUGUAAUUAAGUGGCUGGCAGUUGAGGCAGGUCUAAACUUUCAUUGCUAGUUGGAAACCCAGUAAGUUGUUUUUAUAUAUUUAUUUAAUAUUUUUAGGGGUCUAGGGGAGUGUUUUAGUUCUAUUUAAUAACGGUGACAAAAAUUCUAUUUUAUAUUACACAGAUUUAUGGAGUUGUGUUGUUGCUUCUUUUACACUACACUACACCACACUAACAAUGAGCUUUUAUAAUGCCCGGCAGUAAGAACUACCAAUAUGCAAUAUUAAUACAACCAUAUUUUGCAGUAUAAUAUUCUGUUUAAAGCUUUAUUUUUUCAGGAGAAGUUUUUUUUUCUUCUUUUUUUACUGCAAGCAUGCCUAUGUUCUGUAAUGUGUACAUGUGUGUGUAAGAGGAUUUUAAAGUGUGUGAGAGGAUUUCUAUUGUGAGUGUAAUCUGAUGUUAUUAUAUAUCGUUCAGAUAACUCAUGUUGUGUGUGUAAGGGUGUGUGAACGUCUCUUAAAUAUGAAUUUUCAUGUAUUUAAUAUACACAGGUUACACUACACAUGGAAUUGAUAGUUUCCAGAGAUUUGGCAUAUUACAAUGACAAUAAAUUAAAAAACAAAACUUUCUGGGCAAAAUCAGAAUCUGCCAGGAUUUUUGUAAGAAAAGCUGUCGUAUCUGUAUAGAUGGGUAUCAAUGUUAAAGCUAGAGACGAUAUAAUAGCAUGGAUGUGUUUGUGUGUCGGGUCAAUAUUAGUGGGAAAUGCUUUUUUUUUUUUAUAUUGCCAGGGGAAAAAAUAGGAGUGCACUGAUGUUGGGAUUGUAUCUGAUAAUUUCAUGAACACAUUAAGAAUGAUUAGAAAUGCAUAGAAAUUUAGACUAAGCCCACCCAAAUCAGCAUUACACAGGAUUUCAAGUUUUAAAUCCAGUAAAAUGAAGAAAUGCAGACAAAUAAUCUAAACAUUCUGCUUUUCUUGAAUUCAUUAAACACUGUGUGAAGUGCCAGCUAAAUCUAAAGAUCUGUGCAGUGCCUAAACAAUGACCUGCUGAUACUGAUGUAUUCCAAUAUCUUUGUUCUUCUUGGUUUAUCUUGUAAAUCUGGAACACAAUAUACAGUUUACCAGUAGAGGAUCAAAAAGUAGAGCCCAAUCAAAAUAUAGAAGGUAAAUUUUGUCUCCUGAAGGGUCUCUACUUAUCCAUGAAUUCAUGUGCAAUGUGGUUCCUGUAUUGUUGGUGUAUAUUGAUCUUUUUACAUGUAUGUAAAUCAAUUCAAACAUGCCCUGAUUUAGGAUUCAGUAAGAAUAUAUUACACUGCAGGGAAGUUUGUACUUUUUGAGGGUUAUUAAAUAAAAAUAAACUCUAAAAUACUACAACAUAAUCACCCAAGGCUGUUAUUAUCUUGUUAUCAUGCAUUCUGAAUUUCUGAUCAUAAAUGUCUGGGUUAGCUGUUGGUCUCAGACUGUCAGUGUAUUAUUUCUGUUUUUAUUAACAUCUGCUGACUGUCUGUUCAUCUCUUUCUGUACAUAUUAAACUACUUUUUGAUCAUUUUAAUAA